Molecule: messenger RNA, 900 nt
Organism: Fimicolochytrium jonesii
Lineage: Eukaryota; Fungi; Chytridiomycota; Chytridiomycetes; Spizellomycetales; Powellomycetaceae
Exons: 1
Coding region: 170-781 (203 amino acids)
Source: RefSeq, a predicted model, not a curated record
AAGAGAUUUCGCGGUGAACUGCACAGGCAGCAAACGUCUGUAAUGUGUUCGACGGGCCAAUCAGUGUUGUGUUCAGGAACGCUGACCCAGCUCCGGCAGACAUGCGCGUUCCUUCUCCGCCGACGGGUGGGGAAACGUGCGCUCCCACGUCCACGGCCCCCAAUGCAACAUGGGACUCCUACACGAAUCGAUGGGACUUGUGCGGGACAGCAACCGCCGUCUACCCCGCAACGCUGCCGACCGCCACAUGGCAAUCGCUGUAGAGAACAGACCGUGGCCGAGGAGCCGGAGGGCAUGGUGGGGGGACCCCAACGCGGGCGUGGACACCUCGCCGUCCCCGUCCGCCGCCGCCACCGCCGCCGCACCGACGCAGGGCAAUAAUGAUGUGUGGUGGUGGCUCAAGAACCCGAACGGGUACCAGCCCUCGUGUGCCGCGUCGCCGACUUUCUCAAGCCCUUCAUCUUCUGCUGUACAUCAUCGCCCUCAUCUUCGACACCCAAACCCACGUCCACGUCCCACAUCCACAUCGCCAACCAUAUCCCUCCAGCCCCACAGCCUCCUCCUCAUAACAACCUCCUGCGCCUCUCCCGCCACCCUCCGCGGCCUCUCCAUCGCCCCCCUCUCCUCCACAUCCUGCACGGACACCGCCUCCAUCCGGUACGCGGCCACGGACUCCCGCACGACCGCCAAAAGCGACCUUACAAACAACAACCGCGUCGAAGUGCGUGAUGGCCACCCUCGGCGUGGGAGGCGGCGAAUGCGCCCUUCACCGGGACGCUGACGGGGAGGAUCGGAUACGUCUCCGCUAGCUCCAAGCGACACAUGCACAGGCCAGGCCCCCCGACAACCCAUCCUCACCGCAUGCAUCGUCGUCCCCAACGGCACCCCCUCCGGCGCCGC